AGAAGCGGAGCGACUUACAUGACGGAACGGAGCCGAGGAUCCUCCCGCCCCCACCCCAAUUCUUCCGCCCCAAGUGGCUCCGGCGGUGGAUCAGCUGACGGGAAGAUGGAGCGCGCGCGGAGAGACCUGAGUGAGGUUUACUCCAGACUGCUCGACCACAGGCCCGUCGUCCAAGCUGAAAUCCGAUACUUUGUUAAGGAGUUUGAGGUGAAGCGUGGCUUCCGAGAACAAAGAGGGCUGGAGAACGUGAGCAGUACAAUAGAGGAGCUAGGCGGCCACUCCAUUCCAAACACCUGUGAGGCUCUGCAGAGUGACAUUGCCACCGUUCUUCACCGAUUGGAAACUGCAAACCAGAUUGCAAACAGGAUCCAACAGAAAGAACAGGAGGCAGAUCAGACUGACCGACUGCAAGCCAGUAGAGAGAGGCGCAAGGCUGAAUGGGAGGCCUUUGUGAAAGAGCAGCACCACAAAGCUGCAGAGGUGGAGGCAGAGCACACACAAGCAGCUGAUUGGCUGACGCAACAGUAUGCGGAAAUGGAAAAGGACUUGGCAAAGUUCAAAACGUUCUGAGUGGUCGUCAAACUCAGACUCACCUUUUGGAUGUGAGAUUGGUGCUCGACGCUAAACCUGAAAACUGCAAGAGAGGAAAGUGAAGUGAAGUUAUUCCAUUGUGGAAUUACUUUUAAGAAUGGGUGCAAUACUGACUUCUGUUGUGUUUAUGGUGGCUGAAGGAAAUUAUACGGCAAGUUCUCCAACACACUGGAACAGUGGACUUGUAUACAUUUACAGACCAGCUAUGCAAGCACUGUGUGACAUUAUUUCUAUAAAAAUCUACAACCAC
This is a messenger RNA of Hypanus sabinus (Atlantic stingray), 841 nucleotides long. RefSeq names its product biogenesis of lysosomal organelles complex-1, subunit 5, muted (gene bloc1s5). NCBI's taxonomy places the organism in Eukaryota, Metazoa, Chordata, Chondrichthyes, Myliobatiformes, Dasyatidae. The coding region runs from base 19 to 570 and encodes 183 amino acids. The transcript has 5 exons. The record is from RefSeq and is a predicted model, not a curated record. Gene Ontology annotation, cellular component: transport vesicle; BLOC-1 complex.